Molecule: messenger RNA, 1638 nt
Organism: Kwoniella mangroviensis CBS 8507
Lineage: Eukaryota; Fungi; Basidiomycota; Tremellomycetes; Tremellales; Cryptococcaceae
Exons: 8
Coding region: 1-1638 (545 amino acids)
Biological process (GO): lipid metabolic process
Cellular component (GO): membrane
Molecular function (GO): oxidoreductase activity, acting on paired donors, with oxidation of a pair of donors resulting in the reduction of molecular oxygen to two molecules of water
Source: RefSeq, a predicted model, not a curated record
AUGUCCUCCUCUACCAAUCGCGACGUGCCUCUUCUCACACGACCCCAAAUCGCUCAGAGGAUAUGUGAGGGCCAACAGCUCAUCAUCCUCCACUCAGAAGUGAUCAAUGUCAGCUCGUGGUCACCUCACCAUCCAGGAGGAGCUUUGGCUCUACUUCAUUUCGUAGGGAGAGAUGCGUCAGAUGAGAUCGAAGCUUAUCAUUGUGAUGCCACACUCGAACGAAUGAAGAAGUACGUGGUGGGAAGGGUACAAGUAGAUGAAAAGGGUUGGAAACCACUCACUCCUCCUAUUGCUUUGGGGCUGGUCAGACAUCCCAAUGGGGUGAAGAAUAAUUGGGUAAAGGAAGGGAUGGUAACUCUUGGACAGAGUAUACUACAACAGCAAGUCAAUAUACCUAUCACGUUGAAUGAUGAUAAAGCACCUAUACCUACUAUCACGGCAUCUGUUGAUCCAUCUGAUAUACAGCUGAAAGAGGAGAACGUGGAGAUAUAUAGACUGAUCGUCGAACAACUUGAACCGCCCAAUUCGGAAUUAGAUAGAGAAAUAGAGUAUAAACGAUCAAUGGCUUUCCAAGAGUUGAAAAAGAGAGUGAGAGACGCUGGAUUGUUCAAACCUUCUGGAUGGCUUUAUGGUUACGAAACGGAGAUUAUCAGGUAUAUGGCUUUGGCUAUGGGAGCUUUUGGUCUGUUCUACUAUACGAAUGGUUGGUUAGGUCAAAUGACUUCUGCAUUAUGUCUUGGUUUACUGUUCCAGCAAUUAGCCUUCGUCGUACAUGAUGCUGGUCAUAAAGGUAUAACAACAGAUUAUUUCUGGGAUAGGAUGAUAGGUAUGACUGUAGCUAGUUGGAUCGGAGGGCUUAGUGUGGGAUGGUGGUGCGACAAUCAUAACAUCCAUCAUCUCGUUACCAACCAUCCAGAACAUGAUCCAGACAUUCAGCAUAUCCCUUUCUUCGCUAUUUCGAAAGACUUCUUCGGAUCCCUGUGGUCCACAUACUACAAGCGAGUAAUGGCUCUCGAUGGGUUCUCAAAAGUCAUGAUCAGUGUCCAACACAAGCUAUAUUAUAUAGUCCUCUCUUUGGCCAGAUUCAACCUUUAUGCCAACUCGUACAUUUACUUACUAGGACCAAAACCGAAAAGGGAUAAUUACUGGAGAUAUGAAAUUGCCGGUAUCGCUUGGUACUGGUUCUACUAUCUAUCGAUGUUGAAGAGCCUACCAAGUUGGAAAAUGAGAUUGGGGUAUCUGCUCGUUAGUCACAUAGCCGCUAGUCCCGUACAUGUUCAGAUUGUCCUAUCACAUUUCGCAUGUUCGACUGAAGACCUCGGUCCCACCGAAUCCUUCCCAUCACGUCAACUACGUACGACGAUGGAUGUGAUUUGUUCACCCAACAUCGAGUUCAUACAUGGUGGAUUACAUCUCCAAGUGACACAUCAUUUGUUCCCUAGAUUGCCUAGACACAAUCUACGAGCUGCCAGUUUGUUGGUUAAGCAAUAUUGUGAUGAGCAGGAUAUAGUCUACAAGGAAUAUGGAUGGUUGAAUGGUAAUCAACAAGUCCUGACGGUUUUGAAAGACGUGGCUAACCAACUUGAAUUGCUAAAGAAAGUUGCAGAUGGAGAGAUACAGGAGAGGAUGAUGAAGUGA